CACUGUGCCGUGCUUUGGGAUAGCGGUAGCUGUAGCAGCGUAGUGUGCACUCCUACGCUAUUUACCACUAUUUACCUCCCGCUCUUCUCAUGAGGCUGGGUUUGCAGCAGUUUAUAGCAUGGCAUUUUCUUUACUCCUAUCAAAGCUGUCGAAACUAUCAGACGCUACAGCAAAUAUUCUGCGUACCUUAACUUUCCCUGUACACCAUCCCGUUCCGGCUCUAUGCGGUCUGGAUGGCCUGCAGCCCCGAAGUGACCGCGGUCAAAAUCUUCCAGAGUGUGAUGAUGGGUUUCUUUGGGCUGUACCGCACAAAAGACGUACUGUAGAGCGACGCGCCUGGAGACGUAUCGGCCAUCCCUACUACAUCGUCAAGCAGAAGAGAAACAUUCGCACUUGCGAUAAGUGCGGCCACUUCCAUCUGACGCACACAAUAUGCGGAAACUGUUACGAGAAGGUGAAGCAAGAGACAGAACUCAUGAAGGAGGCGAUAGAGAAAGAACUCAAGCUGGACCCUGUGGAGAAGGAGGUCGUGGUGUUGUACAACGACGACCCAAGAGACGAGAAGCACAGUGAAGACAGAAUCGUCGAAAUACCCCGACAGAGGCCGCCGUGGUUCAGUCGAAACCUGUUAACUAAGGCGUACGCCCCACUACCUCGAGACAGGGAAUGAACGCUGUAGUACGUAGCUGUGCUUUUGAUUAAAUGUUACGAGUUGUUUGC
This is a messenger RNA of Ornithodoros turicata, 720 nucleotides long. Its product is annotated as large ribosomal subunit protein bL32m-like. The record is from RefSeq and is a predicted model, not a curated record. Gene Ontology annotation, molecular function: structural constituent of ribosome. The transcript has 3 exons. Gene Ontology annotation, biological process: translation. NCBI's taxonomy places the organism in Eukaryota, Metazoa, Arthropoda, Arachnida, Ixodida, Argasidae. Gene Ontology annotation, cellular component: mitochondrial large ribosomal subunit. Bases 119 to 670 code for a protein of 183 amino acids.